GACAAUGCUUCUCUCUAGCUCAUUGCCCACUGCAUUGGUGGCUGUUUUGCUUGCCUUGUCUACCUGCGUUUCUGCUGUUAAACAAACUCAUCCUGAGAUCAGAGAAAAACAUGACAUCAAGAUCGAUUACAAGUUUCCAGAUAAUGAACUGCUCAUUUUUCCUUCUGGAAAAACUGGAAAAGUCAAGUUCACCUUGACCAACCUGAGCAAGGAAAAGAUUACUGUAUUCAAGGUUACUACUACUUACACUAAGCCCAAGGAUUUUACUAAAAAAGUAUCCCUGUCUCCUUCUAUGGAUCUGUCCUUUACGCUUGUGCCAAACAAACCCAUUACAUACAACCACGUAUUUGCUACCGACAUCGAGGCACAAAAAGCCAAUCUUCAGAUUGCUUUCGAUUGCGAUGAUUUCCACGGCUCUGAUGAUCCUUAUCGUAUCAUUGCCAUGAACACUCCCGUCGAGGUUAUCUUUAGUGAUUCGUUGUUUGAUUUGAAAAGUAUUAUGAUGUAUAUUUUCAGCACAACUCUCUUUGGUUUGGUUUCGUACCUAUUUUACACUGUUUUCUUUUAUAAAGACACUUCCAAGAUUGUCAAGACCAAAAAGCCACGUCCUGCUCCAUCUCCAUCUCAGUCCAAGUCUGAUCUUUCCACCGAGCUUGAUCCCGAGUGGAUUUCUGGUCAUACGCUUCAAAAGGACACCAAGGUUUCAACCCCCAAAAUUAAGAAGCGCAAGUAAGAUUUCUACAAAAAAGGAAACGCUAUGGCUGGUAUUCAAGUAGUUUUGUUUAUGGAAUACACUCGUAUUCACGUAAAAUAAACCGCUAAAUAAGAUUCCAAA
Batrachochytrium dendrobatidis JAM81 is the source of this 835-nucleotide messenger RNA. RefSeq lists its product as uncharacterized. The record is from RefSeq and is a predicted model, not a curated record. NCBI's taxonomy places the organism in Eukaryota, Fungi, Chytridiomycota, Chytridiomycetes, Rhizophydiales. The transcript has 6 exons. The coding region runs from base 5 to 733 and encodes 242 amino acids. Gene Ontology annotation, cellular component: endoplasmic reticulum.